This is a messenger RNA of Bactrocera neohumeralis, 583 nucleotides long. RefSeq lists its product as uncharacterized. Lineage: Eukaryota; Metazoa; Arthropoda; Insecta; Diptera; Tephritidae. The transcript has 2 exons. The record is from RefSeq and is a predicted model, not a curated record. Bases 44 to 409 code for a protein of 121 amino acids.
UAUACCUCUAGCAGAUUUGCGAUUCAGAGAAGACCUUUCUGUUAUGGAGAGCACACUUUCUCUUAUCCAUACAAUGUUUCCCCAGGCAAACUUCAACACAGAUGAUUUGGAAGCAUGGAACAGUGUAGACAAUGUACUUGCAGAAGAGAACCCGAGUGCUGAAAAUGAACUAGCUAUAGAAAUUUCGGAAGAGGAGGAAGGUGAUACCGCUGUAGUUGUAGCUGUGCCGUUAAUAAAGCAUACUGACGCCAUCGACUGCUUUGAGAAGUGUAUCAAAUGGUCUGAAGAAAACAUCGUAGAACAGGAAAAAAUAUUUUUAUUGAAAAGCCUACAUCAAAAGGCACAGGAUCUCAAAAUUUCUCGCUCACAAAAGCAAAUGAGCAUAACAAAUUUCUUUUCAGUUGAAUAAUGCUCAUAUUUUUGUUAUAAAAUUCAACUUUUAUUAAUUUUAUUGUAUGCAUUUUCCAUUGUAUAUGAAUUUAUUUCAACCAAUGCUUAUGAAUUCAUGAAUAAAUAGUUAUUUUUAAACAUAUAUGUACCAAUAUUAAUUUAGUUUUCGUUUCCGAUACAACGAAUAUUUCAG